AAAUAUACACAAUAAAGCAUCAUUCAUUGGUUUAUUUACUGAAAUAUGCACAAUAAAGAAUCAUUCAUUGGUUUAUUUAUUAAAAUAUGCACAAUAAAGCAUCAUUUAUUUCUGGUCCCAACAGGAUCCUAGUUGUAGGUCCUGAUGCGGUCGUAGCCUCGUCUAAUCUGCGCCAUGGGAGGGAAAGAUUAAAGGAUUUGUAUCCUGAACUCCAAAAAUAAUCUUUGUCCUUAAGCAGCCACCGGACUUCAAAGUAAAACAAGCGCCAUGGGGGCACGCUGAGUAUUUUACCCCCUGAUCUUUAGACAAGCACGCCAGAAGCCGUGAUUUUCCCUACUGGCGUCUAUCAAUGUGAUUAUCCAAUAAAAGACAUCCGCCAAUGUUGAUGUGUGUGGGGGGGGCUGGAAUCAGUCAUGUUUGGUCGUGGUCGUAGUACUUACUUUAUUCAACUAUUUUUUGUCUCUUUAUUCACGUUAUCAUUAACUUUAUUUGCAACUUGGUUUGAAGUGCUCAUGACACCAAAAAACAGUGGAAAAAAAUACAAUGAAAAUACACACCUUAAGAACAUGUUGUCAUAUUGCUCUCAUAACUAUAAAAUACCAAAAAACAGUGGAAAAAGGCAAAUAUUCAAGUACACAUCGAACACAGGAAAUAUGCCUUUCAAUGUUCUUUUAUCACAAGAUGAUGUUUUGGUGUGAUUGGAACCGGCUUGCUUCACACUCACACCAACACAGCGCCUUCGAAAUGGGAGACGAGAGCACUGACCGUUGGGCCAAAAGCCUGACUGUUAACCAGCGGCUGAGCUACGGGGUGGCCACCCUUGGUCACUCUCCGGCCACCCCAACGGCUGGGAGACAAUUUUGACACAUGCAGCUUCUGUGGUGCAGAACAUUAGUUCCGCCUAAGUGCCGUUUCCGCAUGGACACAUUUCACUGCGGGACACAAGUUCCCGUGUGGAGAAGCUUCCAAUAAAAGAGUGUCUUGCAUGAACUGCAAGCGGUAGGUAAGUUGAUAGCACUGAUCUCUAUAACUGGAAUGGCCCCGAUCGCUUGCUGCGCAUUGGAGCCUUGAAGCCACCGGAAGUGUAGAAGUCGCCAUGUUGUUUCACCCAAAACAAGAAAGCCUAACAACUAAGAGGAGUUGGAGAUGCCGUCUUGUGCUGCUAUUAAUUGCACAAAUCGUGAUACUCGUGAAAAUGGCGACAAGGGACUUACAUUUCACAGGUAGGUAAAUGUAUAAAAUAGAUACUUUAAAUCUGUAAGCAUCUUUUCAUCUAAGUAGUUGUAAAUGAGCCCUUAUUCUCCUUUAGAUUUCCUCACUGCAAUGUUCAACUUCUAAAGCAAUGGGUAGUAAAUAUGCGGAGAGACAGGUGGAUUCCUGCAGCCAGAUCGCAACUCUGUUCAAGUCAUUUCACCGAGGAGAACUUGGACAGGACCGGCCAGACUGUUAGAUUAGGACAAAAUGCAGUUCCAACAAUAUUUGACUUUCCUGAUCAUCUUCUAAAGGUAUGCUAGCAUUUAACUUUGAUACUACGUAGAUCCUUAUCAUAACAAAUACCUUGUGAACACUGAAAUUUUGAGAUUUGAGUCUAGUACAUUUACUCUGUUUCAAUGGAAUUUUUGUUAAUUCGUGUUCAUUUUUAUACCGAAACAUAAUAAAUGUAGUGAAUGAAGAUACAUGUAUGUGUGUGCUUUUUUGGGUGAAGCAAGAUGGCCGACCAACGGCUUCAUGCGGUCAGCAGGGACGCCCCUUCCAGUCGUAUACAGGUAGAGUUCAGUGAUCAACGUCGCCGCCAUGUUGGAUGUGUCGAGGUACUUUCAUAAAGCCCCUUUCUACUAAGAAAGUGAAGCUUGUGUAUACAUUCACACACGCACCAAUACAAGUGUAUCAGUGCGUGUGUGAAUGUAUAAAUGAGAGGCUACAACUGAAAUGUCUUUGUAGAAAGGCGCUUUAUGAAAGUAAGUUCAUUUCCCCGUAUUCAUUCACAGCGCACUGACACAUCCAAUAUGGCGGUGGCACUGGCGUACGACUCAGUGCUCAAUGCCGGGUCUACCUAUGCCGAUGGGUAAGUUUUCCAUCAUUACUUUGGUCGGUAUCGGUCAAGUUGUGCCACUAUGUUGACUUUAUUUGUGAAGCGUGAUUCAGCACGUAAAUGUGUUAAGAUUGGAAGCUCUCUAUAGCAGCAUGAGCGGGCAUGUAAACCAAGAAGUCCAGAAGUAAAACGGUAGUGCUGAUCAGCAUCCACUUCCGUAUUAUGCCCCAUGCGGGUUUGGCCGCCAUGAUGGGGAGCAGAAUCCAGAAGCUAUACAUGGAAAAUAUGUCUUUGGCACACUGCUCAGCUAUCAAUUGCUCUAUAGACGCUCCAAAAGCAGUGGCUGAGCUCCACAUUUCAGGUAUCAACGUAUUCCCCCCCAUGUGAGUAAUGGUCUCACCUUGGCCACCUCAAUGAAAAAUGUCUGGCUCCCCCAGUGUUUUUACCAACAUACACUUGUGCAGCCACACCUGCUGGCAUCGGGUAUAUCAUGAGCACCUGUUGUUGGAAAAUGGUGACCUUAUUGUGGGUGCUAACACAAGAAUUAGAGAUGUACUGGAAGUGGCUUAUUGUGAUGAACAGGAAGUAAGCCAUGAUGGUUGUUCGUAUUAAAGGCAGUAGAGAAGUGACGAAUGAAGACCGGUCGUGUUGGUGGUGCUGCUAGAAGAGGAACGUAAAUAAUGUCUGCCUACUGACACUCAUCCACCCCAACAGCUUAGCAAAUAGGAUUAAAGCUCCCAUCUGCUCACCUGAGAUGAAGCCACCCAGCCAGUUCCGUUCCUCCACCACCUCACCAAACGGCGUCUGGACACGUAUGCGGGAAGGUCCACAUGAGCUGAGGACGCGGACUGCGGUGUUGGUUCCAAAUGGCAGGAAAGUGGAUUGGGUUGCGUCUGUGGACGAUAGGAAUGCUGCUGAUGUCCAUCAACGUGAACACAGGUGAGCAGGCAGAGGAUUCUUCUGAGGACCUCCAGCUUCUGUUCAGACAUCACGGGUCUCUGGCUCGCAGAAAAAGAAGCAUUCUGUUCCCCAGCGGGGUGAAACUUUGCAGUCAGGAGACGUUUGACCAAGCAGUCUCCAACCAUCUCAAGUACUUCCACCUCAGAGUGUGUCAGGAGACGGUGUGGGAGGCCUUCAAGAUAUUUUGGGACCAGCUGCCAGAACGCGAUCAGUACCAGGACUGGGUCGGCCGCUGCAUGGACGGCUCCGCUAGCAUCACAGAUAUCGGCGGGUUCUUCAGCCAAUCGGAGGACCACCUGAGCCUCAUAAGAAGUAGAGUUGGCAUGCUGUCGCCCCUGAGCAGUGUUUCCAUCAGCUCAAGCCCACCUCUGUGCAGCUCUGGCGGUACAGCAGGGGGCCACGCCGGAGGACUUGUGAGCAGCACUCAGCCAGGUGAAGAAAGUCCCUCCCCUGCUUGGACAUCCUCUACUCAGGAAAAAGUCCUUGAAGAAUUAACAAAGAUCUCUGUGGAUAUCACCUCUGACCCGACAGUACCUGCUGUGCCAGACAAGUCAGGAGGCUGUGGCUUUAACGCCUCACGUCUCUCUGACGGCACCACCACCGUGGUUAAGCUAAUCUCUAAGCCAACUGUCCCACAAAAGGACAGUUCUGCAGGGGUCACCUCCUUAAACAAGGAUGGUUCUCCAGAGAGCUUUGACGUCGUGACUGGAGAGCCUGAAAGUGCUGUAAGAGAACAGGUGAUCUCCCAAACUCCUGUACUCCCCACGACAGAAGAAGCUAGCCUCAACAUCGAGGAGAGUGAAGUUCUCAUUGCAGAAGCAGCUGUGAUGUCUGCUCAUGGGGGAGUGACCUCUCACCGUGGAACUGAGGAUGUCGUACAGGACCAAAUGGAGGAGACUGAUCAGGCAGAAGCAGCAGUGCAGUCCCUUGAGAUGGAAGCAACAAUAAAGACAGCAGAAGGAUCAGAGGAAGAGACAUCUGUGAAACAUGAUGAAACACCUCUUGAAGAUACAGGAGAAGUGGGGGGAAACUCAGCUGAAGCAACAAUGACACCAGCAGGGGCAGGGGUCAUCAUAGAAACACAAGACGCACAAUUGUCACCUGAUGUGCAGCUUGGAGAUGAAAUCCAGCCAUCAGAAAUAGCGACACCAGAGCUCAAAUCUGUCGACCAUGUUGGUGGCACUGAACCAGAACCAGUACCUGACCCACACAGAACCCAUCUUGACGUGCCAUCUGUCGACAAGGUGCCUGAAGCCGCUUUAGAGGGGAAAAGUGACACAGAAUCCACAUCAGAUGGUUCUGAACCUGAAGUUCCAACAGAAGCACAUCCAGAGUCUGAUGACGACACUCCAGUUUUUGUUGUAGAUGGCUCGGAGGUAUUACUGUCAGGGACUGAAUCGGAGAAAUCUGAAGUCGUGUUGGACCUCGUGGAAGAAUCUGAACUGGAGCUGACCUCGGAAGAAACCACACAGAGUUCAAUGCCAGGAGACGACAAUGCAAGCAGAACAGAAGUAUUUUCACAGCAUGGCCCUGUGGCAUCACCUGAGGAUCAUGACACCCCACUUGAAGAAAGCACUCAGACAACGCCUGCAGGAGUUCUUCCUGACAAAGUCCAGCACAUCUCUACAGAUGUUACAGUAGGAUACGGAAUACUUCCAGAGGCGCCAGUCAGCAUAGUGACCGUUGAUGGCCCGCCUGUGCAAACCACAAGGUAUGUGGUGGAGUACAACAACGGCAACUUCCCAGAUGCUACCAAGAGCCCCCUGAAGGCUGAUGACCACUUGUUGGGUUUCCCCUUUGAGGAACAGGAGAACUCGCUUGGUAACGAAAUCGACAACACCUUCCUGAGGCCUCUGAAAGAGCAGAUGGUGGAGCUGAGCAUGACACUUAGAGAAGAAACCUACAACGAUGCUCUGAGAGACCCGAGCAGCUUCCACUACCAGCAGCUAGUCCGACACUUCACCCGCAGGGUCGGUGAUGUGUUUGAAAAAGUUCCAGGCUUCAAGAAUGUCUUUGUCAUCGAAUUCAGGCCUCAGAAGGACCUGGAGCGGGGUUUGGUGGUCAACGUCCACUAUGCCAUCACUCUGGAGGUGGACAGUGGCGACAUCUCCAAUGAAACGUUGGACUUCAUCACACUGCAGAACAACCUGGUAGAGAAGAGCUACCCCGCCGCCGCCGCUGAGCAGCCAACGGUCGUUUAUACCAUCACGGACUUCCGCAACUACAUUACAGAAGCGCUGCGCAAAGAUAACUUCCUGACCAACAGCAGCCUGGAGAACGGUGAGAAUUUGUUGCCUUCGGGGAAUCCUACUAGCCGACCGGUCGACACCUUUGACAACAUGGAUAAUGUUCUAGCUGCAGAGAGGCCACCGGAUGCACCAAGUCAGGGGAUGGAAAGCAGUGAAGUUUUUCGGAAGAAAGAUGAUCUCCUCUUCGACCCGUGGAAAGGUACCAAGAGUGAAGCGGUGAGCGAAAACGACGUCUUCACGGUUGAUGAGAGUACUUCUUUCCCAACAAGCUUUCUGCCAAGCACAUCAAACUCUGACAGAAGUGUUGACAAAGAGGGCUUUCUAGGGAGUGCUGGAAACAAGCCCUUCCAGGAGGACCAUGACUCCACCAGCGCUUCACCUCCACUCAAAAGCCAGACAAGCCAUAAGUUCACAGCAGAUGAUGGAUCUGGCUCUGGUUUCUCAGGAGAUGGGCAGGAAGUGCAUCUCCAAUCUUGGGAAAUGGCAGCAAGCCUUUAUGGUGAAAGCCAUCUUGAGGUCCUGCCACCACCAGAUCUGGAGGAGGGGGAGGAGGAGGAUGGAGUCCAGGAUGAACAGGAUUCUCUUGUUCAGUUACUAAGCAAUGAAAAGGAUCGUGGCAUGGCUUUCCAGUCUACCCCUGCUACACCUUUACAAACACUUUCCACAUUAGAGGACUACAAGGCAGACGGAAGCAUGGGGGACCCGUUCUUAGAUCAGGUUUUAUUCACACCACACAUCAGCACUGACCCUCACUUCUCCACCACUCAUGCACCUGUAUUUUCACCCAAAGGCACCUUAACCGUUGAGUUGUCUAUGCAGACAGUGGAAGUGUAUGAGGAAUUUCAUUGGACUCAGACACAUCACAAUAUGGCGGCAGCUACGACUGCUCCCCAGUCGCAGACCCGGAAUCAUGAGGAGCCAGUCAUUGAAACUCUGCGACCUGACGACACUACACAAGCACAUCCAGCCGAAGAAUCACACUUUGAUGCCAUCACAGCGCAGUGGCCUCACGAGGAGGAUCUAUUUGACGAACCAAAUUUACCACUUCCAGAAAUCCACCACAAUGAGGUUGAGGUGAUAGAGGAGCAACUCGGGUUUUCUGAGCCAACAAUGCCAAUAGCUGGGACCGUCGAAGAUGACCUGGUUGUGGAUGAAAUCUUUGCGGUUACGACGACCGCCUCUGCUCCUGUCAUCACUUCCUCUUCUCUUGGUUCAGACCCCAACCCCUUUGCCCUCUCUCCUGAGAAAGACUCGCCCUUCACGCGAGUAUCCGAUUCCGCGCCUGAAGAUGAGGACUUGCUUCACCCAGAGCACCCAAAUCACGAUCACGGUCCAUCCAGCACACUGUCUUUCAAAGUCAGCGAAACAAAAAGUUCCUCGUUGGACAAAGAUUCCAGCACAAAAUUACAAGUGUUUCAAGCGCCAGAAAGUACAGAAUCAACCAAAAUCCAGCCCAUGAAAAGUAACUUCUCUGAUGUGCCGGGUAUCGAUGUCAGCCUUGACGUCUUCCAGUACGGAGGAGUAGUGACAGAAGGCGACAGCAGUGGUUUCUCCAGUGGGGUGCAGGGCCCAGAAUUGGAUGCAGUGGCACUGCCAACCAGGCCGGUCCAAGCCCUGACAGUCUUUUUCAGACUCCGAGUGACCAACAUGGCAUUCUCCAUGGACCUCUUUAACAAGAGUUCCCCUGAAUACAAAGCACUCGAGCAACGAUUUCUACAACUGCUCGUGCCACACCUGCAGUCCAACCUAAACAACUUCCAGAACCUGGAGAUCCUCAACUUCAGAAAUGGCAGUAUUGUGGUCAACAGCCGUAUGAGGUUUGACAAACCGGUUUCCAGAGGCGUUGCCAACGUUGUCUUCCUCAUCCUUGAGGACUUUGCCAACACGGCCUAUCAGACCAUGAACCUCGCCAUCGACAAGUACUCCCUUGAUGUGGAAUCCGGUGACAAGGCAGACCCCUGUAAGUUCCAGGCGUGCAACGCCUUCUCACAAUGUAUGGUCAACGGCUGGUCCGGCGAGGCCGAGUGUGUGUGCGACGCCGGAUACCUGAGCGUGGACGGUCUGCCGUGCCAGAGCGUCUGUGACGUGCAAGAAGACUUCUGCCUCAACGACGGCAAAUGUGACGUCAUCGCUGGCAAAGGCGCCAUUUGCAGAUGUCGUGUAGGUGAGAACUGGUGGUAUCGUGGUGAGCACUGCGAAGAGUACGUCUCUGAGCCACUGGUGGUUGGCAUCGCCAUCGCCUCAGUGGCGGGUUUCCUGGUUGUGGCGGCCGGCAUCAUCUUUUUCCUGGCCAGGACUCUUCGAGAGCAGUAUGACAGCGAGGACACGGAGGAUCCGCUGAGACGAGGCGACAGCAUGGCGACGCUGGAACGCGCAACCAAAUUCAACCCCAUGUUUGAGAGCGACCCGGUCACCACCCAGUAUUACCGGCGCUAUGACGACAACCUCCCCCAGUACAGCAGCCCCACCGCCUCCUCGCACCAGCUCGGCAGCGACGAGGAGAUCCAGGAGCGACUGAGGAUCAUCGAGCUUUGCAGCAGGGAUCAACAUUUUGCUGACUUUGUGCGACAGACGCAAGUAUAUUUGGAACGGCGAGGCAGCUCCACCACAUAACCCCCAUCCAACCUGAGCCGCCUUCGCUUGAUGUGAAAGAGCUGAUUGGACAGGAAGACACCUUGCUCACUCCCUGCUUUUUAUGUCCACACUAGCAAGGACAUUUUCAAAAGGCAUAAGCUUCCAUGUCGGUGUUCCUUUGGGCUUUUUGUCCUUCCAGGAUUCCAGAGUGAAAGUGCUGCUUUGUGUCAGGAUACGUUUUUUUCACUUGAACACAACACCAGCGAUUGAGUUCUUUCCGAGUCAGCUGUGCUUGCUUUUUCAGCCUUCUGAUUGGACAAAAUUAACAUGACAGCCGGAGAACGGACAGGCAUUUUUUUUCAUGAAACGUGCCUUUUUGAAAACAUCCAUGUUGGUGUGGACAUGACCUCAAGCUACAGGAGGUCCUCAGUCUCCAGCCUUGCAACUUGAGUUUGUACCCACAUGACGGCUUAAUGAGCUCCUAAGUCACGCAGCACAUGGGCGUCACACGUGGAGGACGUAUGGAAUACGCUCAUCCAAAGGUGAAAUGAAACAACCAUCAUAAAACAAAACAACUUGUUGCAAGAGAGAGAGAGAAGGCUUAUGAGGAGGUGGUGUCAAUCAUGACAGCACUACACUGUUUAGUUAUCACUGUCCAUUUCAUAGGAGCUCAUCCUUCACACAUCCAACCACACCAUCGCUAUCUUUCAUGACGCUCGCAGCAUAGCAGCUUUGAGCAGGCAAGCGACCAAUGUUCAUUCCUCCACCCGCUCAGCGUUUUACCAUGUCCCAUUUCACUUUUCCUUUCUUUGACACACUACCAUCACAAGAGUCUGCCUCAUGCUUUUGGGAGACUUCGUGAUGGGACAACAGUCAACUACAAAGAACAAAAGUGACAUUGGCCUCUCUCACCACUUUGCAUUCUUCCGCCUACGCAUUCCUCUGCCGUGUGCACGUGACUUGUUGUCUUUUUGCUUUUGUCAUUGUAAUGAUCGCCAUGUUAAGAAUUUAUGGGAGAGUGUUGUACCCAUGAAAUGUUGUAAAACAAAACCACAUGACGUGAAACAUCGUCACACCAGGACCUCCUGUAUUCUCAUUCUGCCCUGCCGGUUCUUGUUUUGGAAUGUGUUGGCCUCAUCGUCCACGUCCACGUCCACGUCCAUGUCCAUGUCACUGUCCAUGCUUGUCAAGGCAGCUUGUGAUGAGCAAGAAGCGUGUUGAUUGUAUGUUCUUUUGUCUUUUCCUGUCUUAGUUUCGGCCAGAAUGAUGCCUCCUCAGUGCCUUUGUUGCUCUGUUAGCAUUUGCCGCUCUGUUAGCGUUUGAUGCUCUGUUAGCAUUUUUCACUCUUGUUAGCAUUAGCCACUCUGUUAGCAUUAGCCGCUCUGUUAGCAUUUGCCGCUCUGUUAGCGUUUGAUGCUCUGUUAGCAUUAGCCACUCUGUAGCCGCUCUGUUAGCAUUUGCCGCUCUGUUAGCAUUUGUCACUCUGUUAGCGUUUUGUGGCUACGUCAGCUUUUUUGGCUGUGUUGGCAAUAAUAUUGCAAGUGGGAUCAGUUAAGGUGUUCCUCUCGUCUCGGUCCGGCCAGCUGCUUGCAGCAUGCACGUUUACAUCAGUCGUACAUGUAUAGUGUUUUUAUAUUUCUGUAUUGUCGUGCUGUGCUGUGCUGUGCUGUGCUGUGCUGUGCUGUGCUGUGCGUCAUUUGUCCUUGUUGGAAUCUUUGAGCUUCUCCUUCCUGUGUAGCGGUCGAGUUGCUUUGUCAAACAAAGAUGGCCACACCAGUUCAUCUUCAAUAAAAGAAGCUGACACAUGGUAGAGUGUGUACACUAUCAAGUAGAAGAACCCAUCUUCCUUUGUGUUCUUAUUCUUUUCUAGCCAAUGUCUCCUUCAAUAUCACUUUGUUCCUUUUACAAACACAGGAGGUCCUCCGUGGCGUUUUAAGUUGACUCUGAGUGAAAGUAGGAAUAAAAAGAUGACAUACAAGAAAGCGUCAUAAAAAACACUUAUACUUGUGCUUGUCUUGCACACUGGAAGGGGCGUUGCAAGGGAGGGAGAGACUUACUUAUUGGGAUGAGGAAGUGUCAAUCAUGACAGCACUACACUGUUUAGUUAUCACUGUCCAUUUCAUAGGAGCUCAUCCUUCACACGUUCCAACAUGAUCUGAGCUGCCUCACAGUGGGAGACAUCAUGAAGGGAAAAAAGGUCAAGUUGUGCACCUACACGUUGUUCUUCCAUGAUCUUCCACCCAUGUAUUGUUGGAGUGUGCAUUCCUCCUCCCAGGUCUUCUUACAACUGCAUGUUCCUUGUUGUCUCUUUCCUUUUCUACAGUACGAAUAAUCGACAGGAGGGCGUGCACAUGCAACAAACAUGGUAACACCAGGAAGUCCUGUAUGACUGAUGGGUUGUUGCGUGCACACGGGGAGGGGGGGGUGGAUCAUCAAUGUAGUUAAUCAUAGUAAUAAUAAUGGGUGGUUUGGUGACGCUGCUAACAGCACACGAAGGUCCAUUUGGGCAACAGCAGUGUAGAUUGUGUAAGUAACAUUUACAAUUGUUUUCGGGGCUCACGAGUAUUUGGACAACGUGACAAAGGCUACGCCCACAUGAAAAUGGAUAUUUUAGAAAGCCAUACUUUUCUAUUUUUCUUUUCGAACUCUGCUUUUUGUCCUGGAAAAACCAGCCAGCAAUGACUUGAGUGUUUGUGUGUGAGACAUCGUUUUAUGUUGAAAGCUUAUUUCUCAUCAGCACAAACGUAUUCACUUAGACUGUGUGCGUGUGUGGAGACCACAGACGUGACAGACGUCCUUUCUGGUGAUGCUUUGCCAGACCUUCAUGAUAAGACCUUCACUUGCUGCUUGUUUGUGGCAAUUCCUGUUUUCACGUGAUGACGUCAGUAAUCAUUCUUGACUGGAAU
This is a messenger RNA of Dunckerocampus dactyliophorus (ringed pipefish), 10721 nucleotides long. Its product is annotated as interphotoreceptor matrix proteoglycan 2-like. Gene Ontology annotation, biological process: visual perception. The transcript has 21 exons. The coding region runs from base 2899 to 7854 and encodes 1651 amino acids. Lineage: Eukaryota; Metazoa; Chordata; Actinopteri; Syngnathiformes; Syngnathidae. The record is from RefSeq and is a predicted model, not a curated record. Gene Ontology annotation, molecular function: hyaluronic acid binding; heparin binding.